AUGUCAGACAGUCGUCCAGUGAGGUUCAAUAUUCCUAAAAUAAAUAGAUUAACACCUCCCAGGAGCAACUUUAAAUAUUCUAAUUUUAAAGACACGUGUUGCACUUCUGCAUUUCCUGACAGCAGAUGCAACGAGUCAGUAAAAGAUCCUGAUGCAGAAUGUGAAGAAGCAAGUGUAACAAGUGUAUCAUUGCUACAGGAACAUUCUGAGCACGUCCAUCCUAGUGCCUUCUUUCCCAGGUCACCAUCUAUUGAAAAAGAAUUUAAUUCCAUCUCCUUAUCAGAAAAAAGAGAAGCAAAUAGAAGUGCAGAGUUUUUUGAAACUCCUAAAUCAAGUAGAAAAGGCUCCUCACUACGCAGGAGGCUUCUUUUACCCAAGACUGGUGAAGCUGGCACAACUAUAGGAUGCUGUGAAAGACAACCUAGUUCUUCAGGAAGCAUCAGGAAAAAAGUAUUCUCUUGUGUUUUGAGCUCUGAAGAAAAGCUCUCACAAACUGCUGCAGAUUCUCCAAAAGAUAAAGGUUACAGACCUCUGACAACUAGCACUUCAGUACCUGAGGCCUCUAAUCCUGGCUCUCCAAGACGGAGGCUUUCCUUUUCACAACAAAGGACUUCUACACUAGAUGAGUCCCAGUGUAAGGACCCCUUAUUGUUAGAAUCGGAAAGUUUAUCUCCAAUUCAGUGGAAGGAUGUCACUGCUAGUAACACUAACGAAUGCAAUGAAAGUGUUCUUUUGAGUGUUAAACGUGGAGUGCUUAGGACUCCUACAUACAGUGUAUUACCUGAGGCCAGUGAGGGUAAAUUCUUGACUUGUAUCACCAGUCCUGUAGAGAACUUGAACUUUGGACUGUGUGAUAUAAACUCUUCCCCUGUUAAGGUAGCAAAUUACCCAGAACUUUCAACGCCUGAGGAUAGCGGAUAUAAUUCACUUCCUUUGGACAAAUCAGGAGACUCGCUGUCUGAUUAUGAGGGAUCUUUCCAAGAGCUCUUCCAAAAGCACAAAGAAGAUUCCAAAACUUUAGACAGUAAAAGAAAGACAAGAAAACUUGAGCGAGUCAGAAGGUUAUCUACUCUUCGGGAGCUAGGCUCCCAGUCAGAGACAGAAGAUAAUCAUGGCAGUCCUACUUCAAUGCAUAUAAUAACAAAAGAAAGAAACUUUGUCAGUGAAGAUCAUGAGUUAGUUCUAAACGAGCAGCCUAGUGGAGACCUAGUUGUAAGUCAUGGAGAUCUCUCAAGAACUCCAGCUCUGCAAAUAGUUCAUGAAAUUUGCUUGCAAAGACAAAGAUCGCACCAAAAGCAAAUCUCAGAGAAUAUUGAUGGAACAGAAAUAUUUGCAUUAGAUCAUGUUCUUCCUGGACUUAUUGGCAAGAAAAUGGGCCUUGAAAAACUAGAUAUUUUAACAGAAUUGAAAGAUAGAAAUUUGAAACAUGUUCUUGCUAUAGUUUUAGAUGCUUUGACAGUGGAAAGUCUAUGCAGCAUUUGGAAAGUAAGCAAAAGCUGGCGUGAAAUCAUUGUACAAGACAGAAUUGCAGAUAAGAGGAGAAAGUUGUACACAAAACAGCUGAAUGAAGCAGCUCGGGAAUAUUUAUUGAAGGCUGAAGAUGCUGCUACAAGACUUAAUAUUCUCAAUAGAUCUGCUCUAAGGCCUGUUCAAGCUCAAGCCAGAACUCCUGUAUUACAGACACCACCUUCACACACUGAACUUACACCUAGGAGAUGCAGUUCUCUCCCCCACUCGGCUAGUAGGCAGGAAGAGUACAUGAAAGUUGCUAAGACUCUGUUCACUGAUGAAGCUCUAAAACCUUGUCCAAGAUGUCAAUAUCCUGCUAAAUAUCAAUUGGUGAAGAAACGGGGGCUAUGUAGCAGAGAAGCAUGUGCAUUUGAGUUCUGUAUUUUAUGUCUGCGUGCAUUCCAUGGGUCAAAAGAAUGUAAUGCUUUAUCUGCAAAACGGAAGAAUAAAAAAGAUGCUCCACCAGGCAGUGCCCAAAGCAAAAGAAAUUUAAAAAGACUCUAAAUUUGUAAGGCGUCUUUCAAUUUAAUUCCUUUUACCCUCCCCCUAAAUUCCUAAUCUUGUUCCUGUUCUUCCUAAGAGGAUGCAUUUUGAGAGUAUCGUCCCAUUUGUUCUUGCUGACUU
This is a messenger RNA of Catharus ustulatus (Swainson's thrush), 2133 nucleotides long. It is a transcript of the gene FBXO43, whose product is annotated as F-box protein 43. The record is from RefSeq and is a predicted model, not a curated record. The transcript is spliced from 4 exons. NCBI's taxonomy places the organism in Eukaryota, Metazoa, Chordata, Aves, Passeriformes, Turdidae. Gene Ontology annotation, biological process: negative regulation of meiotic nuclear division; regulation of mitotic nuclear division. Gene Ontology annotation, molecular function: zinc ion binding. The coding region runs from base 1 to 2013 and encodes 670 amino acids. Gene Ontology annotation, cellular component: nucleus.